This is a messenger RNA of Notechis scutatus (mainland tiger snake), 558 nucleotides long. The record is from RefSeq and is a predicted model, not a curated record. Lineage: Eukaryota; Metazoa; Chordata; Lepidosauria; Squamata; Elapidae.
GCUGGAAGGAGGAGGCACCCUGGAGGGGACCCCAGACCCUCCAUCAGAGGCCGGCACUCCCAGCCCUGCCAACAGCAGCGCCAACUGCCUGCACACAGGGGCCUUGCUCUCCAGGCCCACCGAGCCGCCGGCCCAGAGAAUCGACCACUACUUGUCCGCCUUCCCCUGGUUCCACGGUCCGAUCUCGCGGGUCAAGGCCGCCCAGCUGGUCCAGUUGCAAGGCCUGGAAGGACACGGCGUCUUCCUCAUCCGGCAGAGCGAGACGCGCCGGGGGGAGUACGUGCUGACCUUCAACUUCCAAGGCAAAGCCAAGGUGAGCAGGCCGCGCUUCCCUCCCCCCCCCAGGUGGGAGUGUAGAUCCACCCCAGGUGGGCCUGGAGGACUUCAACUCCCAGAAUUCCCCAGCCAGCUUUGGAUUCUGGGAGGGGAAGUCCGCCAGGCCUAAAGUGGCCACGGUUGGAGCCGAUUCUGCUUAGGAGACAGGCCGAACCAUCGUUCGUUCUGAAACACACGGCAGUCCUUGACUUGCAACAGUUUGCUUAGUGGCUGUUGAGCGAC